AGAAAGCGUUACGAGUGGAGUUACGCCUAUCGCUUCUCUUCUCUCCCGUUACCAUCUCUCGAUCGAUCUCUCUCAGUCUCGGUCUCUUCAUGUUCGAUCUAUCAUCUAUGUGCAAUCACUGACUCUCACGCUCGCCUUUCGCCUAUCAAAUAUCAACUCUCAAGGACUCUAUUCUCGACAACACCAUGCCUAGAUUCUUAACUAAUUUAGCAACAAAAUUAAAACUUUCACAACCAAAUUCGUUAAAAUUCACAAGUCCAAUUCAUUCCAUCACUCGAAAGGAGUUCGAGAGAGGCCCCACCACAGGCCCCACCGGAUUCCCCAACACUCCAAAUCAACAACCCCCAGUCAACCCCAACCGAACCGGUGGUGGCGGCUACUUUGACGGUCUGAGCCGAAGAUUCUCCGGCUCAGACCGUCAACCCCCGAUUGAACCGCUUCGGUUCAAUCGGGGCACUCGUGACAUGAACUUUGUCCGAGGAAUAAUGAAAGACAACCCUUCAUCUGGAAGCGAGCAAAAUGCGGAUAUUGUCCACAUCAAACUAAUGAGAAACAACACGUUUGUGACUGUGACCGAUUCGAAAGGGAAUAAGAAAAUGGGGGCGAGUGCGGGAUGUUUGGCGGAAAUGAAAGGCGGGCCCAAGGUUUCGAAAUAUGCGGCUGAAGCGACGGCUGAACAUGUGGGACGUGUGGCAAAAAGUAUGGGGUUGAAAUCGGUUGUUGUGAAGGUCAAUGGGUUUACUUUUUUUAAGAGGAAGAAGUUGGCGAUUUUGGGGUUUAGAGAUGGGUAUACGCAUUCAAGAUCUGAUAGGAAUCCGAUUGUGUAUAUUGAGGAUACGACUAGAAAGCCACAUAAUGGGUGUAGGCUAAGGAAACAACGACGUGUGUGAGGUGUUUGUGUUUUUUGUGUUGAUUGGAAUUUUGAUUUAGCAUCGAUGUGGUGUUUUUCUUUUGAGAUGUUUUUUGUGUAAUAAUUAUGGGUUUGAUGCAAAUUUCAAUUGCAAGAUUUUACUUUUUAGGAGAAA
Messenger RNA from Lactuca sativa (garden lettuce), 1025 nucleotides. Lineage: Eukaryota; Viridiplantae; Streptophyta; Magnoliopsida; Asterales; Asteraceae. The record is from RefSeq and is a predicted model, not a curated record.